CACAGAGCAGAGGGUUUCAGCGGAGGCAGAAAAUACUUUGAUUUUGUUUCCGUUUUUUUCUUAAAAGACGGCCGAAAUGAUCACAUCCAAACCUCCCAUCUCUCUGUUUUUAAAAUGGAGAUGUUUACUGUUAAACCUGGCCGUCUCGUUUUAACAUUACUAUGGAUACGUUAAGUGAAAGAAGAACUUAAGAAAAACUUUCCCAUUCUCCGAUCCUCGGAGCGCAGCACAAUGGACUCCAGACAGAGGAAGCGCUCCGGAGGAGGGAGGCUAUGGAGGCUUUGCUUUUAUCUAGCGUGCUUCUCCUGUGCGUCCGCUCAGCUCAGCUAUUCCGUAUCGGAGGAACUAAACCCGGGAUCUGUCGUUGGGAAUAUUGCUAAAGAUUUGAGCCUUUCUGCUCAGGGGAUUGUACAGAGGAGGUUGCGAGUGGUCUCGGAAUCAUCAACGCAGUAUUUUGAGGUAAAGCAGGCGACCGGCGAGUUGGUUAUCAAACAAAUAAUUGACAGGGAGCAAAUGUGCGAAUUAAGUCCAGUAUGUUCACUGCACCUUCAAAUACUACUGGAGGACCCUUUAGAUAUUCAUCGAGUCGUGGUGGACAUUCUGGAUGUGAAUGACAAUGCACCGCAGUUUUCUAACAGCAACAUUUCUCUGGAGAUAUCAGAGGCUGCCGCUCCAGGCACAAAGUUCCGUUUGGAGAGCGCACACGACCCAGACGUGGGUACAAACUCGUUGCGCACUUACCAUCUCGCAGAAAAUGACUUUUUUAUUUUGAAUGUCGAAACGAAAAGUGACGGCAGUAAGUUUCCAGAGCUAAUGGUGAAUAAACCUAUUGACAGGGAGACGCAGGCCUCGUUUCGCCUGUUGCUCAUUGCUGUAGAUGGGGGUCAGCCCGAGAAAUCUGGCUCAACACUAAUGCUCAUAAAAAUUCUGGAUGUAAAUGACAAUGCUCCUAUCUUUGAUGAGCAGAAAAAGAAAGUUAGGCUUUUAGAAAAUGUGGCAAGGGGCACUUUAGUUACGAAAUUGAACGCGACUGACGCGGAUUCGGGUAACAACGGAGACAUAUCUUUUCUGUUUAGUAAAUACUCACAGGAACGCGUUACCAACCUUUUCAGUGUGGAUUCUAAAAGCGGGGAGAUCCGUGUGAAGGGUGAUGUGGAUUAUGAGAAAGGCAAUGCAUACCACAUCACAGUGCAGGCCAGAGAUGGUGGUUCCCCCGCCAUGGAGGGCUCCUGUAACGUCAUAGUGGAAAUCAUUGAUGUGAAUGACAACGCACCAGAGGUGACCCUGACAUCACUGACCAGUCCUAUCAGAGAGGACUCAGCACCAGAGACUGUGAUAGCGCUCAUAAGUGCUAAGGACCUGGACUCUGAUGUUAAUGGGCAGGUUACAUUAACUAUCCAACCAGGUUUGCCAUUCAAACUCAAUUCAGCUUUUGGCAUGCAUUACAGCCUCACCACUUCUGGAAAUCUGGACCGUGAGACUGUCCCAGAGUACACAGUGGUCAUCAAGGCCACUGAUGCUGGCUCCCCUCCGCUUUCAUCACAAACCACCUUUGUGGUGAAGCUCUCUGAUGUGAAUGACAAUGCCCCCACCUUCUCUCAGCCUUCAUACUCCGUGGACAUCCCAGAGAACAAUGCUCCCAGUGCUCCCAUCGCUGCUGUCUCAGCCACUGACCAAGAUCUUGGAGAAAAUGCUCACAUCUCUUACUCCAUCCUUCCCAGCAUGGUCCAGGGCUCAUCCAUCUCUUCAUACGUCUACAUCAACCAAGAGAGUGGCCACAUCCACAGCAUGCGCUCUCUGGAUCAUGAACAGCUUAAAGCUUUCCGUAUUGAGGUGCAGGCCCGGGAUGCUGGGGUGCCCCCAAGGACAGCCAAUGUUACAGUCCAUGUGUUUGUGGUGGAUGUGAAUGACAAUUUGCCAGUGAUUGUAUACCCCUACUACCCAAAAGACAAAGGGUUAGAGUUCACUGUGCCCCUAUCUGCCGACCCAGGGCACCUAAUAAAUAAACUUGUAGGGGUGGAUGCAGACAGUGGGCACAAUGCAUGGUUGUUUUACUCCAUCGCCCCUGGACCAAAUGCUGGCAUGUUCCGUAUUGGACCACACAGCGGUGACCUCCGCACAGCCAGACAUUUGGCAGAGGAGGAAGUUGGCUCCACUUAUGACAUUGUGGUCAUUAUUCAGGACAAUGGUGACCCACCAAAGUCCAGCUCUGUGAACAUUUCAAUAACUGUGGAUGAGAAGGCCACGCCCAAGGAUGCUCCUCCAAGCCCCCGCCACACACCCUUCUACCACCGCACUGGGAUGUCUGACAUUACUUUGUACCUCAUCAUCGCUUUAGCCUGUGUAUCAGCGGUGUCCUUUAUCACCUUUGCCGUCCUCAUGGUACGCUGCCUUAGGCCCCGUGGCCAUGGGCUGGAGGACUCGGACUGCAGCUGCUGCUACGGUCGCAACAGGCCCAGCCGCUACCAUCAGAGGCCAAGCAAGGACCUGCACCUGCAGCUAAAUAGUGAUGGUCCCAUACGCUAUAUGGAAGUCGUAGGAGACUCCCAGGACCCUCACACACGCACCUACAGGCCGUGCUACUCCACCAUAUCCAGUCGGAGUGACUUUGUAUUUAUGAAGACACCAAUGAUGAGUCACAACAACACACUCAACAUGACACUCAGCAGGAAGCACCUUAUGAACUCAGCCAGUGAGCAAAAGCCCCCCAACAAUGACUGGCGCUUCACUCAGGGACAGAGACCCGGACCUAGUGGUCCCCACAUGCCAUACGGUACACACAUACGAUGGACGCCGAAGAGUGGGACAAGUGCAACCGGAGGACCCGAGGUUGCCAUGGGAACUGGCCCCUGGCCCCAGCCCCCAACUGAGGCUGAGCAGCUCCAGGCCCUGAUGGCUGCAGCUAACGAAGUGAGCGAGGCUACGGCCACCCUGGGACCCGGCACCAUGGGCCUGAGCACCCGCUACAGCCCCCAGUUCACCCUGCAGCACGUGCCCGACUAUCGCCAGAACGUCUACAUCCCCGGUAGCACGGCCACCCUCACCUCAAACCCCCAGCAGCAGCAGCAGCAGGCCACUGCCCAGCAGGCAGCCCAGCAGGCGCUGCCCCCGGCCCAGAUGGCGGCCCAGAUGUCGGCCCAGAUGUCGGCCCAGAUGUCAGCCCAGAUGUCGCCCCAGCCCGAGCCCCCCAAGGCCGCCCAGACCCCUGCCUCCAAGAAGAAGUCUACCAAGAAGGAGAAGAAGUAGAGUUCGAUGGAGAGAGAUGGAGGAAAGAUAAACCCGCCCUGACCUGAUGAGAAAUUCAACCCCCCGUACCCCCCCCCCCCCCCCCCU
Messenger RNA from Trematomus bernacchii (emerald rockcod), 3333 nucleotides. Its product is annotated as protocadherin gamma-C5-like. Gene Ontology annotation, cellular component: plasma membrane. NCBI's taxonomy places the organism in Eukaryota, Metazoa, Chordata, Actinopteri, Perciformes, Nototheniidae. The transcript is spliced from 5 exons. Gene Ontology annotation, biological process: homophilic cell-cell adhesion. The record is from RefSeq and is a predicted model, not a curated record. Gene Ontology annotation, molecular function: calcium ion binding. Bases 232 to 3246 code for a protein of 1004 amino acids.